Messenger RNA from Balaenoptera ricei (Rice's whale), 2753 nucleotides. RefSeq names its product decapping mRNA 2 (gene DCP2). The transcript is spliced from 11 exons. Gene Ontology annotation, cellular component: P-body; cytoplasm. Lineage: Eukaryota; Metazoa; Chordata; Mammalia; Artiodactyla; Balaenopteridae. The record is from RefSeq and is a predicted model, not a curated record. Gene Ontology annotation, biological process: deadenylation-dependent decapping of nuclear-transcribed mRNA; nuclear-transcribed mRNA catabolic process, nonsense-mediated decay. Gene Ontology annotation, molecular function: 5'-(N(7)-methylguanosine 5'-triphospho)-[mRNA] hydrolase activity; manganese ion binding; RNA binding. Bases 97 to 1368 code for a protein of 423 amino acids.
CGCCGCCGCCGCCGUCGUCGUCUGCUCUCCGUGCCGUACCCUCGGUCCCCGGCCGCGCGGAGCCGGGAUGCACUGCUCCUGCUGUGGGUCCUCAUCAUGGAGACCAAACGGGUGGAGAUUCCCUGCAGCGUCCUGGACGAUCUCUGCAGCCGAUUUAUUUUGCAUAUUCCCAGCGAGGAAAGAGACAAUGCUAUCCGAGUGUGUUUUCAGAUUGAACUUGCCCAUUGGUUUUACUUGGAUUUCUACAUGCAGAACACACCAGGAUUACCUCAGUGUGGGAUAAGAGACUUUGCUAAAGCUGUCUUCAGUCAUUGUCCAUUUUUGCUGCCUCAAGGUGAAGAUGUGGAAAAAAUUUUGGAUGAAUGGAAGGAAUAUAAAAUGGGAGUGCCAACAUAUGGUGCAAUUAUUCUUGAUGAGACACUUGAAAAUGUAUUACUGGUUCAGGGGUACCUAGCAAAAUCAGGCUGGGGAUUUCCAAAAGGAAAAGUAAAUAAAGAAGAAGCUCCUCAUGAUUGUGCUGCUAGAGAGGUCUUUGAAGAAACUGGUUUUGAUAUUAAAGAUUAUAUUUGUAAGGAUGAUUACAUUGAACUUCGAAUCAAUGACCAGCUUGCUCGUUUGUACAUCAUUCCAGGAAUUCCAAAAGAUACCAAAUUUAACCCGAAAACCAGAAGAGAAAUUCGGAACAUUGAGUGGUUCUCCAUUGAGAAAUUGCCCUGUCAUAGAAAUGAUAUGACCCCAAAAUCCAAACUUGGUUUGGCACCAAACAAAUUUUUUAUGGCCAUUCCUUUUAUCAGACCAUUAAGGGACUGGCUUUCUCGAAGAUUUGGCGAUUCCUCAGAUAGCGACAAUGGAUUUUCCUCAGCUGGUAGCACACCAGCUAAACCCACUGUGGAAAAAUUGAGUCGAACCAAAUUCCGCCACAGUCAGCAAUUAUUUCCUGAAGGUUCUCCUGGUGACCAGUGGGUAAAGCACAGGCAACCACUGCAACAAAAACCAUAUAAUAAUAAUCAUUCUGAAAUGUCUGACCUUUUAAAAGCAAAGAGUCAAAGUAUGAGGGGAAAUGGCAGAAAACAGUAUCAAGAGUCACCUAAUCAAAAGAAAAGAACAAAUGGGGUCCACAGCCAGCCAGGCAAGCAGCAGAACCCCUUGAUGAAAUGUGAAAAAAAACUUCAUCCACGAAAGCUUCAGGAUACUUUUGAAACAGAUGCUGUAUAUGACUUACCUUGCUCCGGUGAAGACCAGUUGCUAGAACAUGCCGAGGGCCAGUCUGUGGCAUGUAAUGGACGUUGCAAGUUCCCCUUUUCAUCCAGAGCCUUUCUGAGUUUCAAGUUUGACCAUAAUGCUAUAAUGAAAAUCUUGGACCUUUGAUAGCAACAAAUGUGUUGUGGAAGUCUCAAGAUCAGAGACUUGUUGCAUUUGAGUGGGUGUCUCUUUGAGCCUUACCUUUCUCAGGUGUUUUAAAGAAAUGCAGGGAGGCAGUGAUGUUUCUGAAGAGAUGUUCUAUGUGCAGAAGAGAGAGUAGAAAGAAACAUGAGUUUGCACUGUAAAUGCAGUUAUAACUUUUUAUACAUAUGUACCCUUUCAGUGUUUGGCUAAUGAAUUUAAGUUGCUUUUUAUGAGGGCAUUUUUUUCUGUGUGAUUAUGGUUUUUAUUUUGUAUUCUGGUUAAGAAAAUAGUGUUUGAGUCAUCACUAAUAGCUAAGUUAAUGGGAAUGCUCCAUCAACCCAUUACAGUGAUUGUAUUGAUAAUACUAGUUUCCUUAUAUUGAAAAUUUUAAAAGAAACUUAAAAUACACAAUUAUUAAAUGAAUACAAGAGCUGAAAUGUCACAGAAGUCAAGAUUGCAGGUCAUCUGCUUUGGUGGCAUUUUGUGCCUAUCUCUGCUUCUAACCACUUAGGUUUUCUAAUCGUCCUCUGCUAGGAGUUUUUUUAAGGUUUUAUUUAGAGUCAGCAUCUGCUAUAUAAUGUUCAUGUUCAAAAUGAACUCUCAGCACUUCAUUAAAGGACAAAGUCCUCAGCCUGGAGAGGGACUGAGUUGGUUGGGCGGGGAGUUGAUGCUCUGAUUUUGAAUUGUGCUGUGUGCAGUCAGUGAACCUGGGAGACCGUGAAGAGAGGGUAGUGGGGAGAGAGCAUGGGGGCUGGGACCCCGAAACUGCUUUGGUCACAUCUGCACCAUCCUGCUGCCAGCCCCUUAGUAUCAUAUGAUGAUUUUGUUCUUGUGAAACUUUAUUCUAUAUUAAGUUGUGUAAAUAUGUAUGGAAUACUGACAUUAUUAGGUUUUACAUUGCAUCUCAGUGUUGAUCUCUGGAAACUGAUGUUAUUAUUAGGUUCCAAUUUGCAGUAGUAGCAGAGACUGACACACUUUUAUUAGCAUGAAGCCCCUAGAUGAUGGAGCCAAAGGGAAGGGUAUGCAGUUUACCCAAGUACAGAUAAAGCAUUUCACUAGGGGAGGAUCAGAACACGGCAGUAACGUGUAAUUCACUCCUAGGAAUGUAUUUUGCUCCUUUAGGAUUCUUAAAUCCAAAUAAGGAUGGCAGUGCCCAUUUAAAGAAGGAUUUUAGCUAUAUAAUUGAGGACAAUCACCAGGGCUUUAAGGGGCUUUAGUGUUUGGGCUGCUUCUAACCUCAUUGAAGGUGUUUCUUUCGGGGUUGGGGGGAGAGUGUGAGCAUAUGCGUGCGUGUGCUUCUGUCAUGUGGGUUUUAAAAAUCUUUUUUACAUGUGGUAUCCACAAAAUAUAUCUCUGCUUGUAAAUUU